GGCCGCGUCCCGAGGGGCCGGGAGCGAGCCUGUUGGAAGGUGGGAGGCGGAGUCGCUCGGCAUCUGGGAAGAGACCAAAGGAAUGAGUAAUUGGAAAUUCUGUAACGUAGACCCUUAUCCCAAACCCUUAAGCUCUUCCACCCCAAGCCCCCUGCCGAGAAGCGAAGGGACUGGAGACAGCGAGACUUGGUGGAGGGAGAGUCACGUUUCGGAGAGGGAAGUGAAAUAAAGAGGGCGGCACCCGGGGGGACCUGUGCGUCAUUGAGGGACCGAGGAGAAGCGCAGGGCGCACGGGGCUGCAAAAGGAGAAGUAGGAACGAGAAGCCGGAGGGGGCGGCCGCGGAGCACCGGUUGGAGCGCCGCGAAGCGCCCGAGCCUCUUGCCUUCGCGGGCGGCGCCCUGGCCGCCGGCAGCCUUGUGGCCGGUGCCCCGAUCCGCCGCGCUCCGGACCAGGGCAGGCGGGGCGCGCCCGCUGCGCGCAGGAUGUGGCAGCCCAGACGGCCCUGGCCCCGCGUGCCCUGGCGCUGGGCGCUGGCGCUGCUGGCCCUGGGCGGCGCGGGGCUGUGCCACGCCGGCCCGCAGCCCGGGUAUCCCGCGCGGCCCAGCGCCAGGAACAAGAACUGGUGCGCCUACAUCGUGAACAAGAAUGUGAGCUGCUCUGUGCUGGAGGGAAGUGAGAGUUUUAUUCAGGCUCAGUACAACUGUGCCUGGAACCAGAUGCCCUGUCCGUCGGCGCUGGUGUAUCGAGUGAACUUCAGACCUAGAUAUGUCACUAGGUAUAAGACAGUGACACAGUUGGAAUGGAGGUGCUGUCCUGGCUUUAGAGGGGGAGAUUGCCAAGAAGGUCCCAAAGACCCCGUGAAGACCCUCCGCCCCACGCCGGCUCGGCCUCGAAACAGCUUGAAGAAAGCCACAGAUAAUGAACCCAGCCAAUUCUCAGAGCCCAAGAAGACUUUGUCCCCAACUGGUACAGCACAACCAAGCUGGGGGGUAGAUCCAAAAGAGGGGCCUCAGGAACUUCAGGAAAAGAAGAUACAGGUGCUAGAGGAGAAGGUUCUUCGACUCACAAGGACGGUUCUUGACCUCCAGUCUUCCCUUGCUGGAGUGAGUGAAAAUCUCAAACAUGCCACUCAGGAUGAUGCCAGUAGAACACGGGCACCAGGGCUCAGCAGCCAGCACCCCAAGCCUGACACCACUGUUAGUGGAGACACAGAAACGGGCCAGAGUCCUGGUGUCUUCAACACUAAGGAAUCUGGCGUGAAGGACAUCAAGUCUGAAUUGGCUGAAGUCAAAGAUACUCUAAAGAACAAAAGUGACAAGCUGGAAGAGCUGGAUGGAAAAGUGAAGGGCUACGAAGGGCAGCUCAGACAGCUCCAGGAAGCAGCUCAGGGCCCGACGGUGACCAUGACAACCAUCGAACUCUACCAAGCCUAUGUGGACAGUAAGAUUGACGCCCUGAGAGAGGAGCUCAUGCAGGGCAUGGACAGAAAGCUGGCUGAUCUGAAAAACUCAUGUGAGUACAAGCUCACUGGCCUCCAGCAGCAGUGUGAUGACUAUGGGAGCAGCUACCUGGGAGUGAUAGAGCUCAUAGGGGAGAAGGAAACAAGCCUGAGAAAAGAAAUAAAUAACCUCCGAGCCCGGCUACAGGAGCCUUCAGCCCAGGCAAAUUGCUGCGACAGUGAAAAGAAUGGUGACAUUGGUCAACAGAUCAAGACAUUGGACCAGAAAAUCGAGAGAGUUGCUGAAGCCACCAGAAUGCUGAAUGGAAGACUGGACAAUGAGUUUGACCGCCUUAUAGUUCCAGAGCCAGAUGUGGAUUUUGAUGCAAAAUGGAAUGAACUCGAUGCAAGGAUCAAUGUGACGGAGAAGAACGCUGAAGAACAUUGCUUUUACAUUGAGGAAACCCUUCGGGGGACCAUUAGUGGAGAGGUGGGUGACUUGAAGCAGCUUGUUGAUCAGAAAAUACAGUCUCUGGAAGACCGUCUGGGGAGCGUUCUCCUACAGAUGACCAACAACACUGGUGCAGAGCUCAGUCCCCCAGGGGCAGCAGCCCUGCCGGGAGUGUCAGGGUCAGGAGAUGAACGGGUCAUGAUGGAAUUAAACCACCUGAAGGACAAAGUUCAAGUUGUUGAAGACAUUUGCCUGCAGAACAUCCAGGGAAAGCCUCAUGGGAUGGAAGGUGCCUUGCCAAACAGGGAAGACCGCGCAGUACGCGACAGCCUGCACCUUUUGAAAUCUCUCAACGACACGAUGCACAGGAAGUUUCAAGAAACCGAACAAACCAUCCAGAAACUUCAACAGGAUUUUAGUUUUCUUUAUUCUCAAUUAAACCACACAGAAAAUGAUGUGACUCAUCUUCAGAAGGAAAUGAGCAAUUGUAGGGCAGGUGAAAACGCUGGCAUGGGUGGGUUCACUAAGGUGGGUGAGCAAGAAAGGACAGUGGACACCCUGCCAUCCCCCCAGCACCCCGUGGCUCAUUGCUGCAGUCAGCUGGAGGAGAGGUGGCAGAGGUUGCAGAGCCAGGUCAUCUCAGAGCUGGAUGCUUGUAAGGAAUGCACGCAGGGGGUCCAGAGGGAGGUCUCCAUGGUGGAGGGCAGGGUGUCUCAUAUGGAGAAAACUUGCAGCAAGCUGGACUCUAUCUCAGGAAAUCUUCAGAGGAUCAAGGAGGGGCUCAACAAGCAUGUCAGCAGCCUGUGGAACUGUGUCAGGCAGAUGAACGGAACGCUCAGGUCGCAUUCCAGAGACAUUUCUGGCCUGAAGAAUUCAGUCCAGCAGUUCUACAGCCACGUCUUCCAGAUUUCUACUGAUUUGCAAGAUCUGGUCAAAUUUCAACCAUCAGCAACAGAGGAGCCCUCGGAGGCACCCUCGACCUGGCCGCCCGCAGAGGCCCCCAAGGAGCCGCUGCAGCCCGAGCCCACCCCGCCGAGGCCCAGCGGCCCCGCAACCCCAGAGGACCCUGGGCGACGGCCGUCCGUGGGCCAUCGGCCCGUCCUGCCCCAUUGGCCUGUCCUGCCCCAGCGGCCCCUGCUGCCGCGGCCCCCUGAGGAGAGGCCGCCCCCGCCCGCCUGGCCCGGCCGGACUGCGCUGCCCCAGCUGCCAGGCUCCACCGGGGUCAUCAUGGAGACGGGCCAGGCCGGGCCUCCCGCAGGCGCAGGCGUGUCUGGGCGGGGUCUGCCGCGGGGCGUGGACGGCCAGACCGGGAGCGGGACCGUACCCAGCGCAGAAGGCUUUGCGGGCGCACCAGGAUACCCGAAGUCACCUCCUGUAGCUUCCCCAGGAGCUCCGGUGCCUUCUCUGGUGUCUUUUUCUGCGGGGCUCACCCAGAAGCCUUUCCCCAGUGAUGGGGGCGUUGUCCUCUUUAACAAAGUGCUGGUGAACGACGGGGAUGUUUACAACCCCAGCACCGGGGUCUUCACGGCUCCUUAUGACGGGCGCUACCUGAUCACGGCCACCCUCACCCCCGAGAGAGACGCCUACGUGGAAGCAGUGCUGUCAGUCUCCAACGCCAGCGUGGCCCAGCUGCAUACCGCUGGGUACAGGAGAGAGUUCCUGGAAUACCACCGCCCUCCAGGGGCUUUGCAUACCUGUGGGGGCCCGGGGGCAUUCCACCUCAUCGUGCACCUGAAGGCGGGAGAUGCAGUCAACGUCGUGGUGACUGGGGGCAAGCUGGCUCACACAGACUUUGACGAAAUGUACUCCACAUUUAGUGGGGUUUUCUUAUAUCCUUUCCUUUCCCACCUCUAAGGUGGCUGGGGAGACGUCAGGGGAAGAUAGUUGUAAAAACUCUAAAGCUUUAAUAUAUUCGGUUUUGUAUGUAAUGGAAGCACGGGGCUAGAGUUUCCACAUAUGCCCACCACCUGUCCCCAACAUAAAGACCAUUCCUCACUGUUGAGGCCACCAUACCUUACUGCAUCCAGCCAGGCUGCAAAGAGUGAGGCACACGGUGAAUGUGGCCACUGACUUUUCUGCCACUCUAACUGGACAACUGGAAGACUUGGAAAGGCCUCCACCUGUCUCUACACUCUGAGGGCCCUGGACUGGGCCUGAGCUUGCCACAGAGGCUCUGUCUGACUGUGGGCUGGGAGGAGGGAGGCAGGGGAGAGCCGGUCACUGUGGCUGGUCUUUACUGCAGGGCAGCACUGUGGCCAGCUGUCUUUACACUGCACGCAGAAGUUUAAACACUGAAGUGCCGAAGUGGCCCGUGCCACCGCACAGAGACCCCGACUUUAGUUUGGGCUGUUCCACGCUUGGCUCACCAUUGCCGCCUGGGACUUAGCCUGCUCAGGCGGGCCUUGGCCCAGCUGCAAAUAGGGAUGCGUUAGAGACUGUUCCCAAAGCUUGUUGGGCUCCUUAAAUGGCAUGUACAAUUUAAGUGCAAAGACAGGGAGUGUCAAUAAAGAUGUAAAGCCAUUUCCAGUUA
Molecule: messenger RNA, 4420 nt
Organism: Gorilla gorilla gorilla (western lowland gorilla)
Lineage: Eukaryota; Metazoa; Chordata; Mammalia; Primates; Hominidae
Gene: EMILIN2
Product: elastin microfibril interfacer 2
Exons: 8
Coding region: 484-3744 (1086 amino acids)
Molecular function (GO): protein binding
Source: RefSeq, a predicted model, not a curated record